This is a messenger RNA of Asparagus officinalis (garden asparagus), 1445 nucleotides long. RefSeq names its product WD repeat-containing protein 25. The record is from RefSeq and is a predicted model, not a curated record. The coding region runs from base 31 to 1407 and encodes 458 amino acids. The transcript has 4 exons. NCBI's taxonomy places the organism in Eukaryota, Viridiplantae, Streptophyta, Magnoliopsida, Asparagales, Asparagaceae. Gene Ontology annotation, molecular function: protein binding.
AUCAAAAACAUCCCAGCGAAACGAACCCAAAUGGAUCUCCUCUGCAGCGCUUACGCUGCCGCCGCCUCCGACGACGACGACGACGACGACGAAACAGACCAAUCGAAAGAGCUUCUAUCUCCUCCUCCACCACCAAAGAGAGCGAGAUCGUCGUCUUCACCAUCAGAACGAUUCUAUUCCUAUCAUCCGAAGAUCGGCGAUCAAUCCUAUUCGCGUUUAUCUCGACCGCCUCCACUUUCAACGGAGGAGGCUAAGGGCAGAUACGUGUCAAAGCGAGAGAGGGCGAUGCUCUCUUGUCCUUCAUCAUCAUCACCUUCUUCUUCUUCUUCUUCUAGGGUUUCUGAUGCUCCGGCUCCUUAUCCUCAAGCUCACACGGUCAGCACGACUCCUGUUGUUGGAAGCAUCGCUGUUUCAGAUCUGCCAUCUGAUAUUUUGUCAUUGUUGAGGUCUCGAACAACUGUUCAUGCCAACAAAGUAGCCGGAAGAUCAGCUAUUCUAUUAAGUGGCCACACUGGCGCUGUCAAUUCCAUAGAAUGGUCGCAGAGUCAUGCCCAUCUUCUUGCUUCUUCUGGAAUGGAUCAAACCGUCCAUGUAUGGAACAUAUGGAGCAAAGAUCAGAAGAAAGCACGCAUCUUCAGAUAUCAUAAUGCAGCAAUAAAGGAUGUGAGAUGGUCUAUGCAGGGGUUAUCUCUACUCUCCUGUGGAUAUGAUUGCGCAUCUCGGCUAGUCGAUGUUGAGAAGGGGGCAGAAACACAGUUGUUUAAGGAGGAUCAAGUAGUGGAAACAAUUAGAUUUCAUCCAAGUGACUCAAGCCUUUUCCUUUCGGGUGGGUCAAAAGGCAUUCUUAGACUUUGGGACGUUAGAUGUAGUAAGGUGGUACAUGAAUAUGUAAAAGGUCUUGGUUCGAUCCUUGACAUUGAAUUUAGUAAUGAUGGAAAACAUUUUAUUGCAUCCACUGACACUUCAAGGAGCAGGAUUAGUGAAAAUUCUAUAAUCGUAUGGGACGUUGCACGAGAAGUUCCUUUAUCCAACCAGGUUUAUGGUGAGGCGUAUACCUGUCCUUGUGUAAGAUAUCACCCCACAAAUGCUUGUUUUGUUGCACAAUCAAAUGCCAACUACAUAGCAAUAUUCUCUUCUAGGCCUCCCUUCAAAUUGGACAGGUAUAAAAGAUACGAGGGACAUGGAGUAUGGGGAUAUCCUAUCAAGUGCAAUUUUAGCUCUGAUGGUAAGGAGCUUGCAUCAGGAUCUUCGGACGGGUGUAUUUAUUUCUAUGACUACAAAUCGUCAAGGUUCUUGAGGAAGAUCAAGGCUUUUGAGGAGGCAUGUGUUGAUGUUGCAUUUCACCCCUUGAUUCCUAAUGUAAUAGCAUCUUGUAGUUGGACUGGGGAAAUUUCUGUUUUUCAGUAAGAUGUUCUUUUUUUUCUUAUUUUUCCCAAAUUUCUUGG